Messenger RNA from Vanessa atalanta (red admiral), 939 nucleotides. RefSeq lists its product as uncharacterized. NCBI's taxonomy places the organism in Eukaryota, Metazoa, Arthropoda, Insecta, Lepidoptera, Nymphalidae. The record is from RefSeq and is a predicted model, not a curated record. The coding region runs from base 256 to 699 and encodes 147 amino acids. The transcript has 4 exons. Gene Ontology annotation, molecular function: carbohydrate binding.
AAUGUCAAAAUUCAUUCCAACAUUUGUCAAAUCUGGCGCUUUUUAAUUUAUAGAAAGAUACGACCGUGUAUUCAUAUAAAAUGAAUAACUUAUUAUAAAAUGCUUAAUAUAAACGGAAAUAUAUAUUUAUUAAAAACAGUCGUCCGGAAUUCAAUCGUAAGACUUAAAGGAAAUUUCUAUUGAAGUAUACGUACUAGCAGCCGUGCAGAACAUGAUACAUACGAGACGAGAUUAAACGGACACACGCAAACAACGAUGUGGUCAACACUUGAAAACGAAGAAAUAUUUAGGUUACCAAGACCUUUGAAAAAUGACGACAUAAUAAGUAUACGUGGAAACAUGACUGAAAAUAGAGAAAAGUUAUUUUUUAAUUUAAAAAGUGGUAUACCUUCCCAGAACAAUCAAGACUUUGUCCUACAAAUGGGAAUAGAUUUUUCUGAAGACAUUAUUACAUUAGUAACAAAUAAUAGUGGACCAAGAGAUCCAGAUAGUCCAAGGCCUUCAAGAAUACUGAACACUUCGGAUUUCAAGUUAAAAAUACAAAUAAGAAAUUAUGAGGAUUCAAUGCUCAUAGAUCUCGCAAUUGGGGAUUAUUCUCUGGAUCCUUUAGAAGUGGAUAGAAAUUCAUUAGAAAACAUCACAUUUUUCACAUUAAGCAAUGUUAUCAAAGUUGAAGAAUUAACAUUUACUUAUGCAUAAUUUUUUUAUUUUUAUUUUGCGACCAAUAUACUUAGUCGUAGAAUAUGUAUGCGUGUUGUACUCUUUAUGUGUCCAUUUUAAAUCAGUAUUAAUCUGUUAAGAACAGCGAGCAUUUCAAAACUAUUUAUAUUAUAGUCAUAAAAUAUAUUUUUAAGAAUGAACCCACCCAUGUAAUAUUUAAUGCCUAUGUGAAAUGUUAUUAUUUUGUAUUUUUUAUUAAAGUGUACUAAGUUGAUAUGA